This is a messenger RNA of Drosophila takahashii, 569 nucleotides long. RefSeq names its product RNA-binding protein FUS. The record is from RefSeq and is a predicted model, not a curated record. NCBI's taxonomy places the organism in Eukaryota, Metazoa, Arthropoda, Insecta, Diptera, Drosophilidae.
GUUUUAUUUCAUUUUCAUUUCGGGUUUCGGACUGUAAAGACCUAUAAAAACCAAAAAAAAAGCAAAAUUUUUCAUAAAAAUUUACAAAAUUUUCUAAGCUAAAUUUUUCCUCAAAAAGUAAUAGUCAUGGAGUACGGAAACGGUAUGCAAUAUGAAGGUUACGGCCAAGGCGGUGAAGGCUAUGAAAUGAACUAUGACCAGAUGGGCCGUGGCCAAGGAUAUAGCCAACAGCCGGAAGGCUACGGGCAGGAGUCGAGGAACUACCAAAGUGGAUCCGCAGCCCUUGGAGGUCCUGGAUAUCGCAGUCCUCUGCGAUACAACAAAAUUCUCCGUGAGAUGAACUCCCGCAACGGACUUUAUUCUCCAAUGGAACAGCAACGGGGAGGUGGCCAGGGCGAUUAUUAUAACACAUUACCCGGCCUUGGCGGCGCCGAAGGCCAAGCUUAUCAGUCGCGAAACAAUGGAAACUCCUACUUCUGAAAAUUUGUGGCCAUCCCAUGCAGUUUGUAGAAAAUAUUGCUUGCGUUUUGACGUGUUGCUUACUUAAAAAAAAUUGUAACAAAUAUUUA